GCGUGCGCCGGCGGCGCGGUGUGUUGCAGUGGCGGUGGUGGUGGCGUUCUUCAUCUGCUGGGCGCCGCACCACGCGCAGCGCCUGCUGGCCGUGUUCGCCAACGCCAACCGGGACCAGCUCAGCCCCGUGGUGGAGCCGCUCUUCCAGGCGCUCACCUACAUCUCGGGCAUCCUCUACUACCUCUCCACCGCCAUCAACCCCGUGCUCUACCACAUCAUGUCGCACAAGUUCCGGGAAGCUUUCAAGUCGACGCUGGCGCAGCAGUGCGGUCUGUCGCGCAGUCGCUCGGCCAAGCGGCGCACGUACAGCGUGCUAGCGCGGCCGCUGCCCGGGGCGGGCGGGGGCGGCGGCGCGCGGCGGGG
Gryllus bimaculatus (two-spotted cricket) is the source of this 363-nucleotide messenger RNA. The record is from the annotation of a GenBank genome assembly. NCBI's taxonomy places the organism in Eukaryota, Metazoa, Arthropoda, Insecta, Orthoptera, Gryllidae.